Messenger RNA from Haliotis rubra (blacklip abalone), 987 nucleotides. Its product is annotated as opine dehydrogenase-like. The coding region runs from base 1 to 987 and encodes 328 amino acids. Lineage: Eukaryota; Metazoa; Mollusca; Gastropoda; Lepetellida; Haliotidae. Gene Ontology annotation, molecular function: oxidoreductase activity. The transcript has a single exon. The record is from RefSeq and is a predicted model, not a curated record.
AUGAUUUCUAAAAAUCCAGCAGAUGUUGUCCCUGGCGCUAACCUGAUCCUGAUCACGGUACCUGCGUUUUCCCAUGAAAAAUAUCUGAAAGCCAUAGAACCUUACAUAUGCAGCCCAACAACCAUUGUAGGCCUUCCUGGUCAACCAGGAUUUGAAUUUCAGUCUCGUGACAUUUUUAAGGCAAAGUCCCAAUUUGUCAGCGUGUUGUCUGCGACAACCCUUCCCUGGGCUUGUAGGAUAGUUGAAUAUGGACGAAAGGUUAAAAUCAAUGGGAUAAAGAAAUCCGUAGAUAUAGCAAUCAUUAAAGAUACCUCCAGGGGUACCAUCAACCCUCUGCUACACUUGCAGUCCGUGUUGGGAAGUCCUCCUGCUCUAAACAAAAUCAACCACUUCCUGGAACUAAGCCUCAUGUUCGCCUCGAUCCAUCCAGGCCUGAUGUAUGGUCGCUGGAAACACUGGGACGGCAUUCCCUUAUCAGAGGAACCGCUUUUCUAUCAAGGAACUGACGACUUUCAAGCAAAAUGUGUAACUGACCUGGAUAAUGAAGUCCAGCUCAUUGCAAAAGAAAUUUCAAAACGGAUUGGUAUUCACUUUCAAGGAUGCUUAUCAAUGUACGAGUGGCUCAUUGAAAGCUAUGGAUGUGAAAUAUCAAACCCAUCCAGCUUAAAGACCGUCCUUGUGACCAACAAGACCUACGAAGGAAUGGUUCACCCAAUGAAGGAAGUCAAAGGGGGAUAUGUGCCAGAUUUUCAACAUCGUUAUUUGUCUGAAGAUGUUCCUUUCGGGCUUGUUGUUGUGAAAGGUAUGGCAAAGAUCGUUGGUUUGAAGACACCGGUGAUUGAUGAGGUAAUCAGAUGGGGACAGCAGAAGCUUGGCAAAGUGUACAUUGAAGGAACUGAGCUGACUGGAGAACAUCUCUGUGAGACCAGAGCACCGCAGGUGUAUGGAAUUAAGACGCUUAAAGAUCUCCAUACAAUGAUGAUAUAA